UUGCUCUCUCAAAGAAAGAAGCUAGUCAUGCUGUUAAAAGCAUGAUGCCAACUUGUUUGCAACCACUUUUAUCUCUGUCUGUGGAGCACUGUGGCGGGGAUUCAGUGACAGUUUAGUCUCCAGCAAAACACAAGACAAGGAUGCGGGGAGCGCCACGAGCAAGGUUCUAAAACGAGAAACAGUUUCUGGUGAGCAGCAGACUGGCAGACAGCACGAAAGGAGGGGAACAGUCGAUGUUUACGACAAUCAGUGUUUGUGACAAAUUCUUGUCUGCACGGCAAGACCUCGCCUCCUGUCACUUGUAAUGGCGCCUGCAUGGCUUCUCGUCGCUCUCACCUGGGGUACCCUGGCAGCCUUUUUCAAAGGAAAGAGCGUUGAUGCCGCUGAGACAGUAGAAACACACAUAAGUAAAGUUGUGAGGUGCAAGGGAAGUAACUUGACACUUAAUGAACCAGAUCCACGAGUUACCGUUCGUUACGUGUUUCGUGAAGGAGAAACUCUCGCCAGUGCGUCUGUACCCGCCACGGGAAAGCUUGAGGGCCGUCUGAUAGUGGACAGCGAUGGACGAGUGACUCUGAUCGACCUGAAGUCACAUGACCUCGGGACGUACGGUGUGGAGGUGCAACUGGCUGAAGACAAGCGAAUACACAGCAUCGGACUGGUCGUCAGGGAUUCGCCUGUAACCGCUGGCGAGCAGUUACUUGUGAUGAGCGUGUCACAUGACAGUUCUAUUCGCCUGACCUGCGGCAAUUUCACCUCCUUAGGAUUUCCGCCCGUUUCAGUCAUGUGGAAGGAUCCCGCAGGUCGAACACUAAGCAGUGACGGGUUUAAGGAUGAGUACUUUUACCUGGAUGUACCUGCCGACACGGCGGACUCUGGUGACUACUGCUGUCAGCUGGACUGCCGAGCCCCCGACUUCUGUUGUCUUGACGACCAGUCGCCGCUACGGUCGUGCGCAAAAGUGCACGUGCAGACAAACAAGAAGGUCGAGGUCGUGACAAAGGAGAGUGUGUCCCUAGAAGCCUUUUCACAAUUACAGCAGCAAGUCUUGGACUUGGCCAGGAGCCUGCAGGAGUCACAUGACGGGGGAUGCCGCCAGAAUGCUGUGACCGCGAUAGCUCAUAUGACUGAACUUCAAGCCAAAACAGACGAUUACCUGAACACAGUGAAAAGCUUUGAAAAGAAGCUAGAGAGAAGCCUGGAGAAUGUGAAGAACAUCAGCGCAGAGGAUCGAUUUCAGCUGCAGAGAGAGACCAAUCAGAUUCUGGAGAACGUUCAACUUCAGUUGGAUUACAAUAUUUCUAAAGCUAUGGAAACCUGCAAUGACUUUCAGCAACAGCUAAGAGUUGCACAUAUGAAGCUCGAGUUAAACCAGACCUCCCUUUCUACAAGUGUAGAAGCCCUGGAACAGAGGUUAGACAACGACUUGCUAGAAGUACGUAAAAGUAGUGUUAAGAUACAAAAUAAUCUCGAGACAAACAUGAAGUCCAUGCAGCGUCUAGACAAGCGACUGGAGGACUUCUCCAAGGCCGCUGAUGAAAGAUUUGUACAACUGGAAGCUGAGAGGGAAAACAGAACGGCAAAUCUCCAACAAGCAAUAAAUAACGACGUAUCAAAGUUAGAAGAAAAACUGUCAGCACUCGAGAGAAGACUGUCAACUUCGGAGGACACUAUCAACAGUCAUAUGACCAGCUCAAGCCAGUCACUUACAAGCUUAGUUUGGGUGUUGGCGGCACUCGUUAACAAGACAGAUGAAGUGACUGAGUCACUAAAGCAUCAACUAACAACAUUGAACAAUCAACUGACAGCAAUGGAAAAUCAGCUGACAGCAAAACGAUGUGAGUCUGGCCGCAUAAACUUCUGGCCACAUGAUCAGCCCAGUGUGCGUCAGCCGAAUGGGGAAGUGAGCAGAACUCACAGAGUUCACGUCGACUUUACCCUCCCCUUCACAACCAAGCCGACGGUUGCUGUUGGUAUCACUCGUCUCGACGUAAGCAACAAGUUUAAUGUGAGGAUCGAUGUAGGUGUUGAUACCAUCUCCACUUCCGGUUUCGACAUGCAUGCCUACCAGUGGAGUGAUACACACACCUACAGCGCGGCUGCCGUCUGGAUGGCUUGUAACGUCUGAAGAAGAAGCUGGACAACGAGCAGCGCCUCUUGUUAGCGCAUGCCUUCGAUUCUCAGACGGAUCUCAGAUAUCCAUGACCGUUUGUGAUUACUUCCUGUUUACUACCGACAACUAAAUCUUCAGAUAUUUUCUAGUUUGAAAGUUGUCUAUCUACCAGGUAUCGUUCGUGUCAGCUACACAUGGAUGAUAGAUUAGUGCACAGAAUAACACUGUCUUAGCGGCGUGUUUCAUUUGGCAGACUGAGAAACGGAUAUAUAUAUAUAUAUAUACACACAAUAUACAAUAUAUAAAAUAUACAAUAUAUAAAAUUCAAUUAUUUAACCUUUUCUAUGUCAAUAUGUUCACUGACAUGUGCGCGCGCACGCACACAUACACACACACGUACGCACAAACCCAAAUGCAUAUAUAAAAUUGUGCAUACAAAUAGUGGCGGGCGGCUUCAUAACAUUACAUAAUUCAGCAAUCAGACAGAAUAAAACUGUUUCGGCAGCUCUUUUGUAAGAGUGAGCAAGAGGAGGCUUGUUGUCAAGGUUCAUUUGUUUGAGCAGGCUACGGUUACUGACCUAUGGACUGUGCAGCUGUGAACAAUGAACUUUGCCAUUCAUCAUAUUUGAAUUCCACCAAAAACUUUCCAGGAUACGCAUGUUGUUUCUCUCUCUUUCUCUCUGGAAGUCGUCCAUUGGGAACAGUUCCGGAACUUUCUUUAACUUCAUGUUUUCUUAGUCUGUCUCCAUCUGAAGCCAUUCUCUCUCUUUUCCUCUGAGUCUGUCGUUGAGUCUCUCUGUUCCUUUGUUUCCAUCAAUGGUAUGUUUCUAUGUUUUUUAAAAAUAUAAUUUUCUUUUUGUCAUUCAUUUUUCUCCAUAUGUAUAUCGACAAGCUAAGUCUAAGUUUUUGUGUGUUCGCGAAUGUGACCAUCCAGUGUACAGUUGUGUUGUGUACUCAAUAAAGACAUUCAAGCCAG
Molecule: messenger RNA, 3089 nt
Organism: Pomacea canaliculata
Lineage: Eukaryota; Metazoa; Mollusca; Gastropoda; Architaenioglossa; Ampullariidae
Exons: 8
Coding region: 305-2128 (607 amino acids)
Biological process (GO): cell-cell adhesion
Cellular component (GO): cell surface; phagocytic vesicle; protein complex involved in cell adhesion
Molecular function (GO): oligosaccharide binding; polysaccharide binding; N-acetylgalactosamine binding
Source: RefSeq, a predicted model, not a curated record